Drosophila bipectinata is the source of this 770-nucleotide messenger RNA. RefSeq lists its product as uncharacterized. The record is from RefSeq and is a predicted model, not a curated record. NCBI's taxonomy places the organism in Eukaryota, Metazoa, Arthropoda, Insecta, Diptera, Drosophilidae.
GUGAUACCUGAAUAAGAAAAGGUGUGGCUUCGGAGCCAGUUUUCAUUUAAAUUUAACUUUCGCUCGAUUCGGACUAGUGAAGAACUCGCUACAUACUUCAAUUGACAUACACGGCAUAGAUAUUAUCUAAUCAUCAUUUAAUCAUUAUAUGAAACAUUAGGCCUUUAAAAAUGAAUGUUUUUUUUUUUAUUUUUGCCCUAACAAUGACCAGUCCAUUAAUUAUGGCGACUGAAAAGAAAAUUGAAAAAGAUGAAGCCAGCAAUGAUGAUGAAAUAAGAAUUUACAAGCGUCUUAUUCCGGCUGAUGUACUAAGAGAUUUUCCAGGAAUGUGUUUUGCAUCUACAAGGUGUGCUACGGUCGAGCCUGGAAAGUCUUGGGAUCUGACUCCAUUCUGUGGCCGCUCUACUUGCGUUCAAAAUGAGAACGACACAAAGCUUCUUGAACUUGUUGAGGAUUGCGGCCCUUUACCACUUGCUAAUGAGAAAUGUAAACUGGACACUGAAAGAACUAACAAAACCGCUUUAUUUCCAUAUUGUUGUCCCAUAUUUACGUGUGAACCAGGAGUUAAGUUGGAAUAUCCAGAAAUUGGAAAAAACUCCGGCAAAGAAAAUGAAAAAUAAAAAUAAAGAUUUUAAAAUGCUUAUAUUUUUCAUAAAUAUUUUUCAAAUAUUUAAAAGAAAUGUAUUAUUGUUCAUAUAAUUUUAUGUGUUUGUAUUACCAGAAAAUUAUUAAAAAUAAAAUAGCAAAUACUUCCGAAAUUUUUCCAAUUA